AGAGAAGUUGGCGGGAGACGGACGGAUCUAUUAUUCGACAAGGUACAAGAAAACUUUCUCUUCUUCCUCAGCUCAGCCCAGCUCAGCUCGAUGAAGUAAGACCCAAGUUGGAUUUCGAUCAAUUAUUGAUUUGAAAGUUUGCCGGCUUUCGAUCUUGAACCUAGGUUACUUUACUACUCUGGUCUUGCUCCCACAAUUAAUGGCUGACAACCAAGGGCUUACACCCAAAAAGGUUCAUGUCACAAGUAGUGGAAAUUUGUCCGAUGGGCUAAUUGAAUAUUUGGAAGUCAUUAUGCUUGACAAGUAUAAGAGCUCUGAGUUCGCCGCUAGCAUUAAAGGAACUAAAGAAUAUUUUUCACACUUGAAGUAUCUAAGUGUGACGGCUCAUGUAGAUUCGCAGCUGAAUUUGAAUAUGCCUCCCCUUAAUUUGACAAACCUCAAACAUUUAAGAUUGGGUGUUUCUGCUAGUUUUUGUCAAACCCUUGAUGGAUGGACUGCCUUAAUUGAGGCUUCCCCGGCAUUGCAAAAAUUGACAUUAGAGUUGUACACUCAUUUCGGGCCGGGACCAAGGUAUAGAUUUAGAAAGCGUCACAAUGCGCGCCCUCUCAAAUGCUUGAAAAUCUUGGAGUUGUUUGGCUUUAUGGGUGGACGUGUUGAUCUUGGACUUGCCCGUUAUGUGUUUGAGAAUGCUGCUGUGUUGGAACAGAGAGGAAUUACCUCCAGGCGCAGAGCUCAUUAUCAAGAAGUAACUAAUCAUAAGCAGCAGCAUGUAUGCUGUAACCUUAUGUUUAAAAUGGAAUAGAAGCUAUUUGUUUCCUCAGAUUUUCAUGGGAUGUUUUGUUUGUGUUAUUAAUUGUUUUCCCGGCUACAUGUGGUUACCUAAAUAAAUCUGCUCUUGGCUGAACUAGUUUAAUAUUCACUAAUGUUGUACUCUUAAGAUGUAAUGUAUUCUUGUGUUUGGUUUCCCCAUUUCAUCAUAAGACUGUUGAUGAUUUAUUCAAAUUUGGACUGGAAUGAAGCAGGCAAAUAUCU
Messenger RNA from Cuscuta campestris, 1032 nucleotides. Lineage: Eukaryota; Viridiplantae; Streptophyta; Magnoliopsida; Solanales; Convolvulaceae. The record is from the annotation of a GenBank genome assembly.